CUUCGCGUCUAACUGUUGUAAGAAGAAUGUGGAUAAAAUUCGUAAAUAAGAAUAAUCAAAAAGAAACCGUAAAGCAACAAAAUUGAAAGUUCGUUUAUUAAAAAAUUAAUUCGUUGAAAAAUAUAAAUUCGCCCUCAAUGCAAGUUUAAAUACAUAUGUCUGUACUUCAGCAAUCCAACAACGCGUUAGUCAUUGAUUAGGAAGCCAAAAGAGAUACAAAAGAAAACGUGUGAAUUAAACAAAGAAAACUUUGGUUACACGAAAACUACAUAGGAUGGCUAAAAUCAUUUCCCAAGAAACUUUUGAUGAUGUUGUGAAAGAAAAUAUCGUGGACUUCUCUAUGAGUCCCAACGAAGCUAAAGAAGAAACAAUUAAACAAUUCGAGGCUCAGGGUAUUAAUUUAGCAAACAUCAUUAAAGACUUGACAAUUAAUCCAGAUACUGGUAAACCCGUAUUGAAUGAAAUAAUCGAUGACCUUAAAACUUACAUUGGCCAAAAAUCUACUGACACUGAGCAAUUAUUAGAGCAUUUAAGUAUUUUGGAUACUGAAUGUCAAAAGUCUAUUUCCCAUCGCGUUUUAGCGGGUAAGAAUGGUGCACAUGAAGCACUAGUUACGCUACUAGAGCAAGAGCUUGCUAAUCCACAGCCGAAUUUGACUGUAUUAGAGGCCUGCCUUAAAGCUGCCAAUAGUUUUACGAACAAACAACCAGACAUUUUUGACGCUGAAGCACUAGCCGUUAUAUUAAAACUGUUGCCUAUCGAAAAUGAGAAUAUAGUUAUUCUUGCACUUCAAUGGCUCCAAAAGGCGAGCAUUAUGCAUGAAAUUAAUCGCCAACACAUUGUGAACGCUGGUGUGGUGAAAAAGUUAAAGCCUUUCGUUUCAAAGCAAAGCAGUUUGAAACUUAUACGUGAAGUGUUGGCUGUCCUGCGUUAUCUGGUGCUGGACGAUGAUAUACGCGUUGAAUUUGGUUGUGCACAUGAGCAUGCACGUCGUAUUGCCAGCGAAUAUAUUGUCGAUUUGACCAAACUAUUAGGUGAAUACCAAGAUCCAAAUGUGCUGGCAGAUCUACUAUUAACAAUUGGGGCCUUAGCAGUGCGGCAAGAAUUCUGUACAACUAUUGAAGAUGCAGGUGGCAUUAAAUUAGUUUUCGAUAUUAUGACUAAUAAUGCAACAUCUGUGCGCGUAAAUCGUGAGGCCUUAAAAUUAUUGCGUGCAUUGGGCGGAAACGAUACGGUGAAGGCGCAUAUUGUUCAGCAAGGCGUAGCACCCGUUAUCAAACAAGUGUUAGAAACACAUUUGGCCAAUGAAAAUGUGAUUUCGGCAGCUUUAGCUUGCAUUGCAACAUUGACUUUGCGCGUCAAAGAUAAUAGUACGCUAUUUUUUGGCACGGGUAUUGCUGAAAUUAUUGUAGAGACCCUCCGUACGCAUUCUAAUAAUAAAAUAGUACAGCGUAAUGGAGCUUGGGCCAUUCGUAAUAUGGUUUCACGUUCCCGCGACCAAUGUGAAAGCUGGCUUUCUUUUGGUGCUGAAGAUCUCUUGAAUGUAGCACUAACAUCGCAUCCGUCCAUUCAACAGGAUAUAAAAGCGGCGCUUCGUGAUUUGGGUUGCAAAGUUGAACUUCGUGAAGAAUUCACUGGGGUUGCGGAGAAGAAAAUCGUUAGCAUGUGAAAACAAAGGGGUUUAUGGCUAA
Molecule: messenger RNA, 1691 nt
Organism: Ceratitis capitata (Mediterranean fruit fly)
Lineage: Eukaryota; Metazoa; Arthropoda; Insecta; Diptera; Tephritidae
Product: armadillo repeat-containing protein 6 homolog
Exons: 7
Coding region: 275-1669 (464 amino acids)
Biological process (GO): hematopoietic progenitor cell differentiation
Molecular function (GO): protein binding
Source: RefSeq, a predicted model, not a curated record